UUAAACAAGCACCUCGAUGUCAUUGCUUACAACUCCGUUAGUCAUGCUGAUAGAGCUGCACUAUUUCCAAAUAUGUCUACUGAACAUUUUCACACAAACCUUUCUGAUGGACACGCUACGGCUAUGCAUCUGAUUGAAAAUAUGGGAUACUCUAUAGGCCAACGGUCCAUUGAAAGUCCUCGAUUCACAUCGGAGAUAGAAAUUGUCAAGUUUAUCUGCAGGGGAUUUUGGUCACACCUUUUUCAGAAGGAUAUAAAUACACUGAAAACAAAUAAUACCGUAAGGAAGUCGAACCUUCAUUCUUUAGGAUGUGUAUGUAUUCUGGCCUUCGCUUGCGGACUGCUGAGGGGUGGUUUGUCAAGUCUCGGUGUUAGUUGCAUUGUAAAUGCAGAAAUACCAGAGAUUCCAACUUGUAAUUUCCCAGUCUACUGUUAA
Messenger RNA from Hydatigera taeniaeformis, 435 nucleotides. Lineage: Eukaryota; Metazoa; Platyhelminthes; Cestoda; Cyclophyllidea; Taeniidae. The record is from the annotation of a GenBank genome assembly.